AUGGUCAAAAAUAUUGAGGAUUUGACAUCAGUUUUUGCCGCCGAUAUUGAACGGCGUGCGCUUGCAGCCAGGCCGAAACGGGAAGGGCAGCAGGUCCGCUUUGACGACACUCCUGCUCUUCCGAGCUACUCCAGUGCAGCUGGUGGGGCCGCGAUGGAAGAAUCUCCGAUACCAUCAGACACCACGCAUCGAACAUUGGCAUCGCAUCCACGGGCUCCAGAUCCAGCAAGGCCACUGACGCAAGCGACGCAAGCGACACUGCAGGCUGAUGGCGAACCAAGGUUGAGGGCCACCGGUGACGUUGGCAAAGACCAACAUGCAGGUUGACGGAAAAGAGCUG
Cladocopium goreaui is the source of this 340-nucleotide messenger RNA. NCBI's taxonomy places the organism in Eukaryota, Dinophyceae, Suessiales, Symbiodiniaceae. The record is from the annotation of a GenBank genome assembly.